AUGGUGGAAAGUUCGGACACGAUGCGCAUCGAGGAUAUUCCUGGGACAUCGGAGACGAAAGCCCUUCACCUGCUCCCAUCCGCCGCCAGCUCGGCGAACCAAGGGCUGGGCUUUACCUUGGCGGACGCGUUAAAGGAGGGCGAGGUGAAAUCGACGACCCCUAUGCUUCAGAUUCAGCAGAACAAAAGCAUCAACCUUUACCGGAAGACGUUCCUGCUCGGCGACAAGCGCGACGACAAGCUCGUCUCUUCUCGAACACCAAUCUACAAUCCGCAAAAGAAGCUGCUGCUGCGGCCGAUUUACAAGAUGGCCGGGCCCGGGCAAUGGAAAGUCGAUCGCGGAAAAUGCCCGGGAGAUUGCAAGAAAGAGUUGUCAAUUUGCGUGAUUCGCGAGCACAUGGCCUAUGGUUGCCCUAAGACAGUGAAGAAGGUGCAGCUGAAAUCGUUGAACUCGGAUGUCCGGGCGGGGCGUAAUCAGCGCACAACAUGCCCGGGACCGUGCGGCCGCCAACUUUCUAUCGGCGUCGUCGAGGAGCACAUUUCCUGGGGAUGCCCCAGCCACCUUGCCGAUCCGGUGGAAUGCCCUUUAUGCCCGGAGGAGAUCAAGACGCAAAUCGCCCUGCUUCUCCACUGCACCGAACAGCACAACAUGGAAACGAUGGCCCUGCAAGAGAAGACGUUCGACAAUUGGCCGGCUGCUGAGGAAUUUGUAUCGAGCGGGGAUAUGAAAGAGGAGGAAGCCGUGAUGAUUCUCUCUGUUGGCGGGACGGCCUCUGUCAAGACUUAUACGUGCUCCUACGGCUUGACGAUGGACUCGAAGAAGCGCUGCACCGCCUACUAUGCCGCCCGGAAACAAAAGGAUAAUCGGGUCUGCGUCCGUUACUGUGAGCGCCACACCCAUUGGGAGGAGCCACCUGCCGAACCGGAGCCGGAAACCACUGAACCUGCCGGACGCCCGACCUACAAGAAGCCGCCAGCCCCGACUAAACCC
Molecule: messenger RNA, 990 nt
Organism: Mesorhabditis spiculigera
Lineage: Eukaryota; Metazoa; Nematoda; Chromadorea; Rhabditida; Rhabditidae
Source: the annotation of a GenBank genome assembly